UGUUAUCCAGGUACCUAGUAGAACUGGGUUGUAUCAAGCCACUUUGUGAUCUCCUCACUGUCAUGGACUCAAAGAUUGUACAGGUUGCCCUCAAUGGCUUGGAGAACAUCCUAAGGCUUGGAGAGCAAGAAGCCAAAAGAAAUGGCUCAGGCAUUAGCCCUUACUGUGCUUUGAUUGAAGAAGCAUAUGGUCUGGAUAAAAUAGAGUUCUUGCAGAGUCAUGAAAACCAGGAGAUCUAUCAAAAGGCUUUUGAUCUUAUUGAGCAUUACUUUGGGACCGAAGAUGAGGACAGCAGCAUUACACCCCAGGUUGACCUUAGCCAGCAGCAGUACAUCUUCCAGCAGUGUGAGGCUCCUAUGGAAGGUUUCCAGCUUUGAAGAAAUCCUCUGCUUUCUUG
Messenger RNA from Cricetulus griseus (Chinese hamster), 397 nucleotides. The record is from RefSeq and is a predicted model, not a curated record. Lineage: Eukaryota; Metazoa; Chordata; Mammalia; Rodentia; Cricetidae.